UGCAUCCAUAAUUCCAUAUAUCCACUGACGACACACACGUAUGCGUGCCGCCGCGGCUGUAUUGAUAACGGCUGAGACAAGAGACCAAACGAUGAGGGGAUGCCACGGAAACCCAAACAUAUUCCGCUCAAAUUGCAGUCAUACACUUGGCCGCAAAACGCGGUGCGUGUUUUUUUGCGGCGAUCAUUUCCAGCUUGAACUCAUCAAUCUGUACUUCUUGCGCGUGGCGCAUUUCCAGCGUCUUGGUCGUCUUGGGUUUGUUUUUUUGCGGCCGGUGAUUGUACAGCCGCGAUAUGCGAUAUCAGUGACGAUGUGUUGGGCUAUUUCCGGCAAUCUUCAUCAUAAUUGCUAUGUUUAGCUGUGAAAAUGUUUGGAUGAUUCGUGUUUGCUGUGAAUCAUUUUCUCCAUGAAUCGUAGACGCUGACAGAAAUAUUACUAAGAUUUUAUCCGUAUUUUCCUUUGUUCUGUACCGCGCAGCAAAUUGGCCAAUCUGGACACUGCAAUCGAAAACAUCUAAAUGCAAUUAAAAAAUUUUAGCAUGUCUUUUUAAGAAGUUUUUACUUUGCUGUACGCUUGCCUUUUCUACAAAAGUGGAUCACGAUUAAUUCGGUUUAUGUACGAGUAAGUAGCCCUGCAAAACUGCAAAGCGCUGAGUUUUUUGCGAGCGUGAAAUUUUCACGCGAACGGCUCACCAUUGCGGUCGCUCUUAACAUUCUGUGGCGAGCGCCAAGCUGUUGAUUCGGCAAUCGGCACACUGACAGUGCGCCCGCUCAGAAUCCGGAUUUCUUCCGGAUAUCCAAUUAGUCCGCUGCAACCCGUAUGACUCACGGAUGUCGCAGCGCUUGCCCAACCAGGCUGUAUUUAAAUCAUCAGCGUGUCGGUCGUGGCGGAUAAUUAGCCAAACGCCAUUCUGCAUGAUCGUUGCACCGGGAGUUACAUAUAUGCAGACGGCGCGUGUGCAUGAUCCUCCCAAUCGGAACUAAUGUGAUUUGCUCUGAUUAGCCGCAGAUCUAAUAAUAAUGGCCAAAAACGGCAAGAAUCUCAUGGCGGCCGUGGAGUACGAUUCCUCGCGCGACAGCCCGCCGCAUCUGAUUGUCAACGACGACGAAUUUCAUGAGCAACCGAAAUCCCGCAGUCGCAAGUGUCUGCGCAUGUUCUUUAAAUUUCUCCUGUCUCACGUGGGAUUGACGGUGCUGGUGCUGGCGUACACCGUCGGCGGGGCGCUGGUCUUCAUCUCCAUCGAGGAGAAUAAGUGGCUGCAGGCGCAGAAUGCCAAAGUGGAUGUCAAUAUCCCGGAGGAACCGGAGCCGUUGUAUCCCGAACAGAUGGCCUUUAAUGCUAAAUUCUGGAAGGCCAACUGGAUGGAUGAUAAAGAAGACUGGCAACCGGGAAAUUAUGAGAACAUUAAACUAAUCGAAAUCCAGCUGCAAGAACACAUACUCAGAGAAAUUGUGGCGAUUGCAAAACGAUAUUACGUUAACCAAACCAUGCGCAUGAUGCGACUGGAAAGCAAUAAGGUGAAUGCACCGAAAUGGGACUUUCCAAAUGCCUUCCUUGCCCUGAGCAUCAUAACGACAAUAGGUUAUGGUCAUGUAUAUCCUUUUACAUGGGAAGGCAAAUUAGCCACCAUUCUGUACGCCAUCAUCGGUAUCCCCAUCAUGCUGGCCUUCCUGGCUAACAUCGGUAGUCUGAUGGCCAAAGGACUCCGCUUGAUCUUCGACCACUUAAUUCUCAUGAAAUGCUGCCGCAGUCUGUACAAACGCCGGCAAGCCCGCCUGCAGUCCAUGCAAGCCGGGGGUGGCAAGGGCAAGGAGAACACCUCCGGACCACCAAGUGUCGCCGGGGGGUCCUCUCCGGCGCCUAUCCGAGUGCAAAAGCAGUCGCUGAUCGUGGAUGACGGCACGUCGGUGGGAGUGCGCUCGCUGAAGGCCUAUGGGUAUCAACCGGAGGAGUUAUUGGUCAUACGGGAGGAGAAGAAGCAGGAUAAGUCGGUGCCGGUGCUAAUGUGCGUUGCCGUGAUGGCGGCAUACCUGUUUGGCGGUGCGGUGCUAUUCUGGUUAUGGGAAAAAGACUGGACACUGUGGGAUUCAUUGUACUUCUGCUUUAUCACCCUGUCAACCAUCGGCCUGGGCGACUUCGUGCCGGGUGAAGCGCUGAGUAAAGCUAAAGGCGGGAUUCAUUUCCAGCCGGUUAUCUGCUGUUUCUACAUUCUCCUAGGACUGGCCCUGCUGGCAUCCUGCUUCAACUUGCUGCAUGAUUCAGCCAGGAAGGGCUUCCGGGUUGUAGGGAAAAAGAUGGGAUUGGUCAAGAAAAAACCCCGAAGUCGGCGAACGUCCAACGCGGCCGUCGUGUGAUCUGCAUCUCUGGAAUACGAUUUCUUCGGUUUGCAUGCAAUGUAUUAAAACUGCCUCUGUGUUAUUGUGUCUGUGUAAUAACUACAGAUUUGACGUUAUCAUUAAGCUGUUUAUUUGGUAAAUUGUGAUGGAUGGUAGAGCAACGAUUUUAUAAAAGUUUAUAUAAUUAGAAUAUACGCAAAAAUGAGAUUUUAAUGGCUGUUUAUAAAAUGGAUCUUACUAAAUGAUUAAAAUUGAUGA
Molecule: messenger RNA, 2594 nt
Organism: Paramacrobiotus metropolitanus
Lineage: Eukaryota; Metazoa; Tardigrada; Eutardigrada; Parachela; Macrobiotidae
Product: TWiK family of potassium channels protein 7-like
Biological process (GO): potassium ion transmembrane transport; stabilization of membrane potential
Cellular component (GO): membrane
Molecular function (GO): potassium ion leak channel activity
Source: RefSeq, a predicted model, not a curated record